This is a messenger RNA of Saccharomycodes ludwigii, 1566 nucleotides long. RefSeq names its product tRNA (guanine26-N2)-dimethyltransferase (gene TRM1). The record is from RefSeq and is a predicted model, not a curated record. The transcript has a single exon. Gene Ontology annotation, molecular function: RNA binding. Gene Ontology annotation, biological process: tRNA N2-guanine methylation. NCBI's taxonomy places the organism in Eukaryota, Fungi, Ascomycota, Saccharomycetes, Saccharomycodales, Saccharomycodaceae. The coding region runs from base 1 to 1566 and encodes 521 amino acids. Gene Ontology annotation, cellular component: nucleus.
AUGCCAUCUAACGAUAUUGCUCCUGCUAUUAACGAAACACAACCAUCUUUUAAUCUGGAUGAUUAUAAAAUUAUUGUUGAGGGAUCUACUUCAAUUUUAACACCUAAAUCUGAAGCUGACGUUUUCUAUAAUCCUGUCCAACAAUUCAAUCGAGAUUUAAGUGUUACCUGUAUUAAAGCAUGGGCUAACUUGUAUUUGAACCCAAAACAAGAAGGGAAAGAAGAUAUUGAGGAACCUGAGUUGAAAAAAAUCAAAAUAGAAGAGAAAGAGUAUAUCAAAAAAUUUACGAUUUUGGAAGCAUUGAGCGCUACCGGGUUGCGUGCCAUUAGAUAUUCUAAAGAAAUCCCUAAUAUUUCUAAAAUUGUAGCUAAUGAUUUAUUACCAGCAGCUGUGGACACAAUCAAAAGAAAUAUUGAAUAUAACAAAGCUUCAACGAAUGUUAUUCCUAAUUUGGCCAACUGUAAUGCGGUUAUGUAUACCAAAGAAUUUGAUUGUAUUGAUUUAGAUCCAUAUGGCACAGUGGCUCCGUUUAUCGAUGCAGCUAUUCAAUCUAUUAAAAAUGGUGGGUUACUAUUGGUUACGUGUACUGAUUUGCAAGUAUUAGCUGGACAAACCUAUCCUGAAAAAUGUUUUGCUUUAUACGGUGGAUCCAAUUUGAUGGGACAUGAUGCCACUCAUGAAAGCGCAUUGAGAUUGGUGUUGGGAUUAAUUAAAACAACAGCAGCCAAGUACGGGAAAUAUGUUGAACCUUUACUAAGUUUGAGUAUUGAUUUUUAUGUAAGAGUAUUUGUUAGAGUUCAUAACAAACCAAUUAAAGUCAAGGAUAAUAUGAGCGAGCAAAUGAUUGGAUACAUGUGUCAUGAUUGCGAUAGUAUUGUCAACCAAUAUUUAGGUAAAAGAGAGGAACGCACCAGUAAAAAGGGGAAACCCUAUAUAAAAUAUGGACUGAGUAAAGCGCCAACAAGUAGUACUGAAUGUAAAGUGUGUAAAAGUGGAGUGCAACAUUUAGUUGGUCCAAUGUAUGGUGGUGCCAUUCACAAUAAGGAUUUCAUUAAGGAAGUUUUAAGAAUCAAUAAAGAGGAACAUGAAGAUAACAUUUAUAAAACAAGAAAAAGAAUUGAAGGCAUGUUAACUUUAGCUUAUAACGAAUUACCUGAUACUCCAUUUUAUUUUUCUCCAAGCAAGCUAUCAUCCAUUUUAAAGAUUUCAGUACCAAGCUUAAAGUAUAUUGUUGCCGGAUUAGGAAGUUUAGGCUAUGAAUGUUCUUUGUCACAUGCACAACCAUCUGUUUUAAAAACUAACGCGGAUUGGAACACUAUUUGGUAUGUUAUGAAAGAAUAUGUUAGAAUGAAGGAACCUAAUUAUAAAGUGGAAAAAUUGAAUGAGAACGCUACAGGUUAUAGAAUUAUGACUAAUGAGGAUAUUAAAUUAAAUGAUAGCACUAAAAGCAUUAGUUUUGAACCCAAUGAUAUGAGUUAUAAAAUAGAAAAGCUAAGAAAAUUGAAAAUGGUUAGAUAUCAAGAAAACCCAACUAGAAAUUGGGGACCAAAGGCUAAACCCAAUUAA